Molecule: messenger RNA, 1271 nt
Organism: Dimorphilus gyrociliatus
Lineage: Eukaryota; Metazoa; Annelida; Polychaeta; Dinophilidae
Source: the annotation of a GenBank genome assembly
GUCUUAAUUUUUUUUUUGUUUACGAUGAACAUUCUCUUAGUGAUAUGCCUUCCCUUAAUUUGUGGUAUAAUUAUAGCUUAUGCAGUUGCCUAUUUCCAUUUCGGAAGAAAAGUCUAUUGUUCCAGUAUGAAUAGAUUAGAUGGAAGAACUGUUUUAAUUACUGGUAAGGAGAAGUUCGAUCAUUUUCUUACAAUCCUAAAUAUCGCUCAUGUUAAAUAGUUUGAUGUUAUGUGUUUCUUCAUCCUUUGUUUCCGUAGGAGCCUCUUCGGGUAUCGGAAGAGAGGUUGCACUAGAUAUGGCAAAGAGGGGGGCGAGAGUUAUCACUGCUAGUAGAGAUGAAGAAAAAGGACUCGAAAGUGUUAAUUAUAUUAAAAAUUUAUCAAAAAAUUCAAGUGUCUUCUGGAAAAAGUUAAACUUAUCCGAUUUAUCUUCAGUAAGACAGUUUGCCAUCUGGUUUACUUCUUGCGAACAACGACUCGAUAUUCUAAUAAACAACGCCGCUAUUGCCUAUAGUAACGUCGAAAAGACGGUUGACGGGUAUGAUUUGUGCUUUGGCACAAAUCACUUGGGUCAUUUUCUGUUGACUGAAUUAUUGGUUAAUCAUUUAAAAAGAUCUGCUCCAGCUCGAAUCGUUAUAGUUUCUUCAUUGGCACAUAUACUCGUACCGGGACCAUUAAGAUUCGAUAAAGGCGACGAAGAUACUCUCUAUCCUCAUUUAUCCGGAUAUGAAAUCAGUAAAUUAGCUAAUAUAUUGCACGCGAAAGAAUUGGCACGGAGACUCGCUCAGUUUGGAGUAUCGGCCAACGCUGUUCAUCCUGGAGGUGUCGAUACCGAACUUUGGAAAGGAAUGGCUUACAAAUGGCCGCCGUGGUUUUGUUUUCUAAUCCGAAUGAUGGUUAAACCAGUGUUAAUUGACGCAAAUGCUGCUGCUCAAACAAUAGUCUAUGCGGCCGUCGACGAUAGAGUUAAGACAAUCACGGGUAGAUAUUUUGAAAAGUGUUCACUCGCAAGAGAAAGUAUUCAGGCAAAGAGUUUAUCAGUGGCGAAAAAGCUAUGGGAAGUAUCUUCCUUCUUAACAGGCCUACAAGUUCAUACUCUACCUUUGGAAGUAAACGAACCCCGUGUCGUAGAUUGUACCGAUAAAACAAAUCAAACUCUUGAUAGGGAAUAGUUGAACCGAGACUAGCCACUGUUUGUUAUUUAUUAUUGUUUUUAUACUUAUCUAAUUUUCAAUUUUAUUUGAACCAAAUAAAAAAAUAUUUGCCACAAAA